This is a messenger RNA of Aplosporella prunicola CBS 121167, 2649 nucleotides long. Its product is annotated as glycosyltransferase family 2 protein. Bases 1 to 2649 code for a protein of 882 amino acids. The record is from RefSeq and is a predicted model, not a curated record. Lineage: Eukaryota; Fungi; Ascomycota; Dothideomycetes; Botryosphaeriales; Aplosporellaceae. Gene Ontology annotation, cellular component: cell periphery; cell septum. The transcript is spliced from 3 exons. Gene Ontology annotation, molecular function: chitin synthase activity.
AUGCUGGGCGAAUUGUUCGCCCGCGACCACAAAGAUGGCGUCUACAAAAUCACUGACCCAUGGCCCGUCCAGGACAUCGUCUACGUCGCCAUCGUCGGCACCAUCAUGUUGGCAGCUCUUCUCGAAUGGUUCCUCUGGCUCGCCGCCUUUGAGUACUGCUUGGUCAAGGUCUUCCAGAAGGCCGAGACUAUUAGCAUUAGAAUCCUGGCUGUCAUCAUGAUGGUUCUCUUCUUCUGUUUCCGUGCCAUCUUCUUGCCCAUUAUGGUUGUCACCCUUCCGCUUCCGCCGCAAAUUGUGGUAUACUUCCCGCACAACAUGGUGAACGUCCUCCAGUGGUUCGCCUUCUGGUCUUUCUCCGGUCUUCUUAUUAUCCCGUGGCUCAUGUGCGUGUUCCAACUGGUCACCCACUCCGUCGGUCGCACCAAGAGGAUCAAGCAUGUUCUCGAUGAGAGCUCUGCUCCCAAGGUCGUCAUCGUCAUGCCUUGUUACAAGGAAAUUCCCGACAUUCUGCUCCGUACGAUCGACUCUCUUGUCGACUGCGAGUACCCGCCUUCCUGCCUGCACAUCUUCCUUUCCUUCGAUGGUGAGGAGGAGGACGAACUCUACCUCAACACUAUUGAGAAGAUUGGCGUCCCAUUGACCUUGGACUCCUACCCCAAGAGUAUCGAUGUGACCUACCGCAGCUGUCGUAUUACCGUCUCUCGUUUCAAGCACGGUGGUAAGCGUCACACCCAGAAGGCGACUUUCCGCCUCAUCGACAAGAUCUACACCGAGUACCUCAAGCGCAACGACAACCUGUUCAUCCUUUUCAUUGACUCAGACUGCAUUCUCGACAAGGUGUGCAUUCAGAACUUCAUGUACGAAAUGGAGCUCAAGCCUGGCAGCAAGCAAAACAUGUUGGCCAUGACUGGUGUCAUUACCUCCACUACGGAAAAGAACAGCUUCCUCACUGUCCUGCAAGAUAUGGAGUACAUCCACGGUCAGCUCUUCGAGCGUUCUGUCGAGUCGGGAUGCGGCGCUGUCACGUGCUUGCCUGGUGCCUUGACUAUGCUUCGUUUCUCCGCUUUCCGUAAGAUGGCCAAGUACUACUUCGCGGACAAGGCCGAGCAGUGCGAGGACCUUUUCGACUAUGGCAAGUGCCAUCUUGGCGAGGACCGUUGGCUUACCCACUUGUUCAUGAUUGGCGCUCAGGAGAGGUACCAGAUCCAGAUGAACACCGGUGCUUUCUGCAAGACCGAGGCCGUCCAGAGCUUCAGAUCCCUGCUCAAGCAGCGUCGCCGUUGGUUCUUGGGUUUCAUCACGAACGAGGUUUGCAUGUUGACAGAUAUCCGUCUCUGGAAGCGCUACACUUUCCUCUGCAUCAUUCGUUUCGCCAACAACACCAUCCGUACGACGGCCUUGCUCUUCUUCAUCAUGGUCAUCUCCCUCAUCACGACUUCGCAAAAGAUCAAGAACCUGCCCGUUGGUUUCAUCGGUGUCUCGCUCGGUCUGAACUGGCUUCUCAUGGUUUACUUCAGCGCGAGGCUCGGUCGCUUCAAGAUCCUGAUGUACCCUCUCAUGUUCGUCGUCAACCCCUUCUUCAACUGGAUGUACAUGGUCUACGGUAUCUUCACUGCUGGUCAGCGUACCUGGGGUGGCCCUCGUGCCGACGCCAGUGGCGCUGAUGAGAACCAAACUGCUGCCGAAGCCAUCGAGAAGGCCGAAGAGCAAGGAGACGAUCUCAACGUUGUCCCGGAAACUUUCAAGCCCGCCGCCGAAAUCCAGAGGCAGAAGUCCAAGAAGGGUGGCAAGGCUCCCCAGCUUUCCCUCCAGCCCUCGGACCACCUCGAGGGUCGUUUCGCCGCUCCCCAGAGGCUCCCCGGCGGCUGGUACCAGCAAGCCAACGACUCUGGUCUCACCAUUCCCGAUCUUGGUCCCCGCGACCCCAACGCUCCUCGCAUUCCUCUUCACCCACGUGCCUCCUGGGACUCCACCAUCACCGCCACCUCGGCCGGCAACUCCGUCUACAUUCCUCGUCGUGUCGAAUCCGUCAUGGACCCCGAAGGCCUCACCCAGUACCAACAGGCGCAGGCUGCUCAGAGGCCCGCCGGUGGUGCUUUCUACGAAACUGACAACACCGAUUAUGCUUCGAUGGGCAAGGCUGGUUUCAACGAUUCGCUCGAGUCUGUCGAUGCCGAUUCCGUCUACAGCAACCCUUACGGAUACGCCGGCUACGGAAAGGAAGCGACUGUUACCAACACCAUGGAGCUUUCGUCUCCUCGCAACCCUCACGCGCGCAUUCCCAGCAACAAUUCCAUGCGCUCUCCUGGCUCGCCCUUGAUCGCUGAGGUCAGCCAGUCCGAGGAUCCUCUCUCCGUUCCUGGAAUUUCCCACAACGCCAACAACUCGUACAGCUCCCGCAACGGUCGCUCCCCGCUCGCGCGCACGUCAUUCAUGCGGACCGGCGAGGAGGAAGCUGGUAUUGAGCUGCAGCAGGCACAGGGUCUCAUGGACCCCCGCGCUCGCAGCGUAAGCCCGGGUCCCGCGCUCAUGAUCCCACCGCCGCAGCCCCCCGCGGAAGAUGCCGGUCAUGAGAGGCAAGACAGCGGCGAGGGCGAGCGCCAGAGGAGGAGAUUGCAGAAGCAGCCCAAGCGCUACAGCGACGCAUGA